AUGGAGGAUAGUGAACUAUUGAUGCGCGACACGGUUUGUACAGAAACUUAUGGAGAAUGUCACAAAUAUUGUCAAGUUGGUGAGUUUUUGGCUAUUGCAGUUAACACAGACAAUUUUGGUCAUAGAUUUUUUAUUUACUUUACAUGCUCAAGCGUCUACAAUUACAACUCGAGAGAUAUAGAUUAGAAUAGUAGUUUGAUGCCGUAGAUUGUAACGUACUGUGCUGAUGUGCAAGGAUGUUCAUGGUUCAGAUGACGACCAUCAGAGCUAUCCUUGAGUCUGACGUUUCCCAUAAUUGGGCCUCUCCCUAGGUAUUUCACUGUUCCUCGCGUCACUAAGUCGUGGGUGAGGCGCUCCAUAAGACUUCUGGCGUUCAAUCAUAUACUUGUGUAGGCCAAGUAUAGAUGUGCCUAGUACCCGUGCACUCAGCACUACCCAUUCCUCAAGGCGCCUGGGUUGGGCGGUGCGCGGGGUCGAACCAAUGUCCUUCCGAAUAGCGAGAAAUGAAGAAAUAAAAUUUUUCAAUUUUUUUACUAUGUUUGUUUCAACUAUGUGAAAAAUUACUUUUCAGGCCUUUUUUGUAAAAUUUACUGUAGCCCGAUGUGUUGUGUUUCAUCCGCAGUUUUCCAACUCCAGUGCAAGUUUUUUAAUAGCGAGACGAGCUAUGCUCAUAAUUCAUCAACGUUCAAUUUAAAACCCGAAUACUUUUCUGAAUAUACUGGAUCAGCAUUUGGAGUUUAUGCUACGGAGGACGUAACGUUCAUUUUCAAGGUGCCCUUGUUAGUACAAAACUAUCGUUUGGCGUUGGUCGUUUUGAUGAAUGUUGAUUAUUUGGUGUUUCGAGAUGAGCCGAUUCCUUUGUAG
Bursaphelenchus okinawaensis is the source of this 864-nucleotide messenger RNA. NCBI's taxonomy places the organism in Eukaryota, Metazoa, Nematoda, Chromadorea, Rhabditida, Aphelenchoididae. The record is from the annotation of a GenBank genome assembly.